GAUUCCAUUCGACCUGACAAAUAUCUGGAUGAUGAAGUACAGGCCUAUUGUGGUAACGAGCAAGUUGAAGACAAUGGGUCCGGAACAUCGACUUUGGGUUUCUCAUUUAAUUUGGUCUGAAUUCCUCAUCCUGUCGGUACUUUGGCCUCCGGCGAUAAGCAGCAAAGGCCACCUGCCGAAGACCUACUUGGAGAGCUGGCGAGCUUUUGACUCGCGAAGAUCUCUACUGGCGCUUCUGUCCCUGCGUCGCUCAUGAAACAACUGCGAACAUCUCCAGCAGCCGUAACAUCAAAACGCCAAGCCACGCGCCAGGAUGGCUCAAUAACACCGUUAGCACCAUUUGUCACAAUAGCACAUGCCUCUAAAGUUGUGAAGAGACUGCUAACCUAGCUCUGCUACGCGGAUUGAACUGCCGUUUAUGCCUGAAAAAGCACAAUACCGCUUCAACGACUGAGAGGCUCGAGUGGCACCUAACGCAGAAGCCACUGGCAAUAACUGUACAGCUACCGAAUGGAUGCUACGGGAAGCGGUUUCUUGCACCGUUUGCAUGGCUCCGAAAUUGGCACCAUUCGAGAGCCUGUGGUUAUUGCUGGGCCUAAAUAACGGACUCCGCCAGCGGUCACUGUUCCGGGUGGCUGGACAUUGAGCGGAGCUGAGGCUCUAACGGGCAGUGCUAAGAAAUCAUACUCCCGGUUCGACAUUCUGACAUGCGAUUCGCAGGCCGUUUCCACGGCCGGGUCUUUACUGGGACCCCCUGGUGCUGCGUGACCAAACCUAACAUCCUUUUGGACCGCUUAGCUGCAGUUACCCCCUGACCAGGCUCGGCCGUGCUGUCUCGUUUCUCACAUUCGUUCC
Molecule: messenger RNA, 855 nt
Organism: Pseudomassariella vexata
Lineage: Eukaryota; Fungi; Ascomycota; Sordariomycetes; Amphisphaeriales; Pseudomassariaceae
Exons: 1
Coding region: 29-256 (75 amino acids)
Source: RefSeq, a predicted model, not a curated record